GACAUCACGCUCGACCGUGUGCGCUGCUUCGUCUUCUGGCCUCACCGCCCCGCCAACGAGGGCAAGUCCAAGAGGGAGAUCCUCAAGAUUGAGGUCAUGCGCUGGCACCCGGACAAGUUCGACACGCUCGUCGGCCCGAAGAUCGCCCCGGAGGACUGGGCGCGGGUCAAGGAGGCGGCUGGUCUCGUCGCCCGCUGGGUGACGACUCUCAUG
This is a messenger RNA of Trametes versicolor FP-101664 SS1, 213 nucleotides long. RefSeq lists its product as uncharacterized. The transcript has a single exon. The record is from RefSeq and is a predicted model, not a curated record. The annotation marks the transcript as partial. Lineage: Eukaryota; Fungi; Basidiomycota; Agaricomycetes; Polyporales; Polyporaceae.